AUGCUACGCCGGGACGGCACGGUGGGAUUCCUGUGUCCCGGGGCCAACGAAUGGUGCGAGGGGGACCAGUUGGCGCUGAAGCAGUGGGCGUGUUCGCGCACGCAAUCAGCGCACGCGCAUAUAGCCUGGAGGAUAGGGGCCAUCGUUCACCGGAAUCCACGCUCAUCGAAAUGGGACUACCAGCGGCUACUACAGGAGCUGGAGAGCGCGUACGGCCCUUCCUCCGAUCAUGCAGCGGUUGCAGUGGAACUGAGGCAGAGAAUACGCCAGGCUGGUGAGGCGUUGCAUGUUUUCCGGGACGAUAUUUAUGGAAAAGUGGCUGUGGCCUAUGGUGACAGAUCCGAGAAGGAGCAGGAUGCUAUUGUUGUUGAAGUUUUCACAAAUGGUUUGGGCGAUGCCGAUAUUAUUCAAAAACUGCUGGAAACUCGCCCGUCCACACUGGCGAGAGCUUAUGAAAUAGCUCAUCGCCAUAAAACAACGAAGAGAGCUGCAUCAUACGUCACAAGCAUCAUGCAGCCUGGGCCCUGCACUGCUGUCGUACGGGAGACUGAGGCUGCUCCUGCUACACCACCGCCAGACCCCGCGCCAAACUAG
This is a messenger RNA of Knipowitschia caucasica, 594 nucleotides long. NCBI's taxonomy places the organism in Eukaryota, Metazoa, Chordata, Actinopteri, Gobiiformes, Gobiidae. The record is from the annotation of a GenBank genome assembly.